Molecule: messenger RNA, 1208 nt
Organism: Populus euphratica (Euphrates poplar)
Lineage: Eukaryota; Viridiplantae; Streptophyta; Magnoliopsida; Malpighiales; Salicaceae
Product: rRNA-processing protein FCF1 homolog
Exons: 9
Coding region: 250-846 (198 amino acids)
Cellular component (GO): small-subunit processome
Source: RefSeq, a predicted model, not a curated record
UGCGGCGGGCGUCUCUUUUGAUUUUUUUCCUUCACCGUCACCGUCCCCGUCCCAAAAAAAAGGCUGCUGUCAGAUUUUCUAAUAUCAGGCCAUCACUCUCUGCGUAUGUUAUCGACCAAACUGAAAGUACUUUAGCGAGCCAAACAGCAUAAGUAUCUUUUUUGGAAGGGGUAGUGAGUUGGAAUUUGCAAAAACAGUCUCUUCUUACCUCUCCCUCUAUAUUAGGAUUUAUACUCUUCAAACGUCGCGAUGGGGAGAGCCAAAAAAGGCCCGAAAUUUGCAAAAAUGAAGAAGAUGAUUACCUCUAGAGCAAUUAAACAACAUAAAGAAGAAGUCUUGGAUCCAAAGAAAAAAGAUUUGUCCCUCGAAAAGCUCCCGAGAAAUGUUCCACAGGUUUCUUCAGCUCUCUUCUUCUCAUACAACACAGCAUUGGGGCCGCCAUACAGGGUUUUGGUGGAUACCAACUUCAUCAAUUUCUCUAUUCAGAAUAAAUUGGAUUUAGAGAAGGCGAUGCUGGACUGCUUGUAUGCGAAAUGCACACCUUGUAUCACAGACUGUGUGAUGGCAGAACUUGAGAAGUUAGGUCAGAAGUACCGUGUGGCUUUAAGGAUUGCUAAGGAUCCACGUUUUGAGAGACUACCCUGUGUUCACAAGGGAACUUAUGCUGAUGAUUGUAUUGUUGAAAGGGUUACCAAGCAUAAAUGCUAUAUUGUUGCUACAUGUGAUCGAGAUUUAAAGCGGAGGAUCCGCAAGAUCCCUGGUGUGCCCAUCAUGUACAUUACUCAACACAAAUACUCAAUUGAGCGGUUGCCUGAAGCAACAGUAGGUGGAGGUAGGUCCCCGUGACUCAUGUUUAGUAUCAUGACUGACUUGUGUCUUCUGCUGCAGCUCCAAGGUAUUGAUAAGUUUCCAGAAUGGGAGAACAGAGGAUUUUGCCUGAGGAUGUUGAAUGUUAUUUACCCCACCUUCUAGAGAUGUAAUUGAUGUCGUUUACCAUGCGGUGACACUCUUGGGUGUAGUUGUUUCCUCCCUCCAAAUGAGGGUUGCAAUUUUGUUUCUUUUCUGUGAUGAGAGGAAAUACUCCCCGCUAUGCAACUGAUUUUAGCCUUUUCACUCUCUGUUUCAUUGCCCUAUAUCAUGCUUACAGUCUGAAUCCUGUAUUGGUGUUUAACCCUUCUGAAGCUUAGCUGUGUUCCUGAAUUUGGUGA